ACAGUGGAGCAUUUCCCUUUUAUCAUAUUUAAUACAGAUGUGUACAGUGUUCUCAAAACAAAACAAGUUUGCAGUUGUUCUUUCAUUGCUACCACAGGACCAGGAGGAAAUGAAUGCUAUGUCACAUGCAGACAGAUAAAGGAGGAGAUGUGAAAGUAACAAUAAAACAAAAUGUGCCGAAGACGAGAACAGGAAGAGAAAAAAGCCCUGUCUAGGAAAUGAAAAUACAAAGGCAGAAGUGCAAGUGAGAGCAAUUGAGGUGUGCGGGAUUGAGAGGGAGGAUUACAUUUCAUGAGAAGAAGCAAAUUGUUGAAAAGCAAGUGAAACUUUGGAUACUGACUACAGCUACACUAUGGGUGAGUCUAGUAUCUGCCAAGUAAGAGCAACAGUCAUGCUGUAUGAUGAUGUCCACAAGCGAUGGGUGCCAGCGGGAUCUGAGGCUCCUUCCAUCAGCCGAGUCCACAUCUAUCAUCACCCUGGGGCUAAUACCUUCAGAGUGGUGGGACGCAAACUGCAGGCUGACCAGCAGGUGGUGAUCAACUGUCCUAUUGUCAAAGGGAUAAAGUACAACCAAGCCACUCCAAACUUCCAUCAGUGGCGGGAUCCCAAACACGUGUGGGGGUUGAACUUUGGCAGUAAGGAAGAUGCUGCUCUUUUUGCCGACUCCAUGAUGCAUGCAUUGCAGGCUCUUCAUUCUCCAGCAGGCACAGGCCCGGCUCAGAACGGACCCUCUUCACAGGAGCUGGAGGAGCAUACAGGGGCCGAGUGUCAGAGGCAGGAGAAGGAGACCACUGCCCCUGCUGCUCCUCCUGCCCCUGCCACCACUCCACCCUCCCCCCCUGGACCCCCACCACCUCCGGGCCCACCACCACCAACUCCUGCUGGGGGAGUGGUCCCACCUGCACCACCACCGCCCCCUUCAGGAGGAAGUGGGGGUGGAAACAAUCUGGCGACAGCUCUGUCAGGAGCCAAACUGCGUAAAACUGUGAAGGAUGAGGGAGGAGCAGCAACAUCAGCAUCCUCCUCUGGGGGAGGUGGAGGAGCUGGUCUAAUGGGAGAAAUGAGUGCCAUCCUUGCUAGGAGGAGGAAAGCUUCUGAUAAUCCUGCUGCAAAACAACCUGAGAAUGAGGAUACCCCAAAGUUCUCAGAACCGGGAGAAAUCGACGGAAAGUCCAAAGAAAAAUAUGCUACAAUUCCAAGAAUGAAGGUGGGGAAAAAUAACUCGGAUGGCACCGGAAAUGAUAUUGAAGGAAUCAAACAGGAAAUUAUUGAAGAAGUGAAAAAAGAACUUCAAAAAGUCAAGGAGGAGAUUAUCACAGCUCUGAUGCAGGAGCUGCAAAAGGUCGAAGACUAAAAGAUCCCAAAAACUAUAACAAAUAUUUGUAAUGUUUUGCCAUUCAAUGCUUGCAAUUAAUAUAUUUAAACAUGUUAAAAAGAGGCAAAAUAUCAAUGCCAAUUUAUUCAUCACUAUUUAUCAUUUUGUCGUUGUAUAGUUUUGAGCAUGACCAUAACUGGAUUUAUAUAACCAACCUACCAGUAAAAUAAUUAAUAAUGGAUAUUUAUCAAAAAGCUUUAGCCUGUCCAGAGGCGUACGUCAAGGGUGUCCACUGUCUCCAUAUCUGUUUCUAUUAUGCAUUGAAAUUCUUGCUAUCAGAAUUAGAAACAAUUCAUGUAUAACAGGCUUAAGAUCAAAUUGUAUUGAAACAAAAGUAACAUUAUAUGCAGAUGAUGCAACUUUCUUUCUACAGCCUGAAAAAACUUAAUUAGAUGCCCUCAUAGUUGAUUUAAAUAACUUUUCAAAAUUAGCUGGGCUAAGGCCUAAUUUUGAUAAAUGCUGUAUUAUGAGAAUAGGAACAUUAAGAGGCACAGAUUUCGAGCUACAAUGCUCAGCUCCAGUCAAAUGGUGUAAUGGUUCCAGGGCUCGACAUUAACGACUGCCCGAUGGCCCGAGGCAAUCUAGUAUUUAGCUCGGGCAAUGAAGCCUCACCUGCUGGUUGCCCGAUCGGGCAAUCUAUUAUGGCAAUUGUGGAGACGUGUCAGUGCCUGACAGCGGUCAAAUCGGUUGGAAAACGAUGAAAAAGUUGCCAAAAGUCGGUCUACCCGUCUUUCUUCUUGGACGUCGCCCAGAGUUCCCGUUAGAAUAUUUUUUCGCCGGUUAACAUGUCCGUUAAAGUUAAAUUUUGCUCAAUUUGACAUUUUUUAGCUCUGUUUUUGCAAGUGCAUUUUGCAUGAUAGGUCCCCUUUAAGUAAAAAUAUUCAUACCACACUGUAAGAAUACUCUAUUACAAGUGAAAAUCAGGUAAUGAAAAUGUUACUUAAAGGGGACCUAUCAUGCAAAAUGCACUUUUGUACGUCUUUUAUACAUGAAUAUGU
Trematomus bernacchii (emerald rockcod) is the source of this 2373-nucleotide messenger RNA. RefSeq names its product vasodilator-stimulated phosphoprotein-like. The transcript has 12 exons. NCBI's taxonomy places the organism in Eukaryota, Metazoa, Chordata, Actinopteri, Perciformes, Nototheniidae. The record is from RefSeq and is a predicted model, not a curated record. Bases 353 to 1354 code for a protein of 333 amino acids. Gene Ontology annotation, molecular function: profilin binding; SH3 domain binding. Gene Ontology annotation, biological process: actin cytoskeleton organization; neural tube closure; axon guidance.